AUGACCAUAUACAGUCUGUACAUCUAUGACAGGCACUGUAAUUGCGUGUAUUAUCACGACUGGCACCGCACAAGGCGUCCGAAAGCUGCAGUCGUCGGCGGUCUUCUCCCCGGUGUCUCAAGGGCUGUUUCCCCUUUACCUCCCGCUUCCGAAAUCCAUUCGAACAACACCACGCCCUUUACUAGCCCCCGAAACACGCUUGCAUCGAACUCAGGCAUCGUCGUCGCUCUCAGCGAUAUCCCACCAUCACCCUCGCCCCUUUCACAGGCCCAUCAAGCACCCCAGGCCGGUGGCCCACAGCCCACAUCCACUGGCCUCCCAUUCGACGAGGAAGCAAAACUCGUGUACGGAGUCAUCCUGUCACUCAGAAACAUGGUCAAGCGACUGUCCGGAAGAGACGAACAGUUUGUCAACUAUCGUACAUCAGCAUAUAAGAUGCACUUGUACGAAACGCUCUCGGGAUAUAAGUUUGUCAUGCUCAGCGAUUCCAACGCCGAGUCCCUCCGUUACGUUCUGCAAUCCAUCCAUACAGGACCCUUUUUGGAGUACGUCGUUCGAAAUCCGCUCAUCAAAUUGGAUUCCAGAGAUCGAGGCAUCGACAACGAGUACUUUCGAGCUAGCGUAGACCGCUUGGUCAGAGGACUAUCAGUGUUUCAAUGA
Molecule: messenger RNA, 660 nt
Organism: Stereum hirsutum FP-91666 SS1
Lineage: Eukaryota; Fungi; Basidiomycota; Agaricomycetes; Russulales; Stereaceae
Product: TRAPP complex subunit bet5
Exons: 3
Coding region: 1-660 (219 amino acids)
Biological process (GO): endoplasmic reticulum to Golgi vesicle-mediated transport
Cellular component (GO): TRAPP complex
Source: RefSeq, a predicted model, not a curated record